Danio aesculapii is the source of this 6166-nucleotide messenger RNA. RefSeq names its product tectonin beta-propeller repeat containing 1b (gene tecpr1b). Bases 107 to 3424 code for a protein of 1105 amino acids. The record is from RefSeq and is a predicted model, not a curated record. Gene Ontology annotation, cellular component: membrane. NCBI's taxonomy places the organism in Eukaryota, Metazoa, Chordata, Actinopteri, Cypriniformes, Danionidae. The transcript is spliced from 25 exons.
CACUCGGAGAGCCUUAGAAUAACGCUGGAGUGAUAAUAAACGGGAUGUUUAUAAUGUACGGAAUAAAUGAAGAGCCACUGUACAGUUCUUAAACUCCACCUACGGGAUGUCGGACUCCUCGCUGUGGGUGGUGGAUGUCUACGGCCGGGUGUUCAGUCUGUCUGCCUCUAGGGGGCGCUGGAGCAGAUCUGCUGACCCACUGCUGGAGCUAAAGCGGCUCUCGGGCUCCAGGCUCUCCUGCUGGGGCAUCGGCUGCGACCAUCAGCUCUACCUCAACGUCUGCCCCAGUCCUGUGCCUAUUCGACACCAGGAGGAGACCUACGAGAACCAGAGGUGGAACCCGGUGGACGGGUAUACAGACGCUCUGCUGCCGACGGACCGCUGGCAGUGGACGGAUGAGUCUGGCUCCAACCCUCAGCCUCUGCACAGUUUCCAGCUGCCGUCUGCUAACUGGGAGUGGGAGGGAGACUGGUAUGUGGAUGAUGAAAGCUGUGGGAGAGAAUCCACCGAGACCGGGGGCUGGGAGUACGCUGUGGACUUUCCUGCAACCUUCACUAAGGAAAAGAAGUGGAAUUCAUGUGUCCGUCGCCGGCGAUGGCUUCGCUAUAGGAGAUACAAAGCUCUGGGAUCAUGGGCUAAGGUGUGUGUGGACCGAGGCCGAGCGCCUCCAGAGCCCUUCAUUGACAUUAGCUGCGGCGGCUGGAGUAUUAGUGACGACCCAGAGAAACACAUUCAUCUGUGGGCCGUUUCUCAGCAAGGACAGUUAUGGCUAAGGUCAGGUGUCAGACAGCAGAAUCCAGAGGGCGAGAGCUGGGACUCUGUUCAGGUCCCGCGGGAGGUGUGUCAGGUCUCCUCGGGGCCCGGAGACCUGCUGUGGGUCGUUCUGUGGGAUGGACAAAUGCUGAGCAGACGCGGCAUCAAUAAACACUGCCCAACAGGCUCAUCGUGGGAAUUGGUUCAUCCUCCGAAUCAGAAAGGAGCCACUCAUGUGGCGGUGGGGAUGAGUGUGGUUUGGGCCAUUACAAAAGACAACAAAGUCUGGUUUAGGAGGGGUGUGAAUUCCCACAAUCCCUCUGGCACUGGCUGGAUCAGUAUUGCUGGAGAGAUGGUGAUGCUCAGCAUUGGACCCAAUGACCAGGUGUGGGGUGUUGGCAGUGAUGACCGGAUGGUGUAUUUUCGUGCUGGUGUAACGGCGUCAGAGGUCACAGGCAGGUCAUGGAUCGCGGUGUCAGCUCAGCUUGAUGGCCCUCAAAGCACAAAUCAUUCCAGUGAUGUCCCAGUCUUCUCUGGUGAUGUCACUGCCCCGUCCCAGGGCUCCGUUUUGAGCUGUGAAGACGACCACGAUGACGAAAACCCAAAAUCGCAAGUCCCGAAGAUCAGCAGUGACAGCUUCAUCUCUGCGCUGGUGUCGGAUCGCCCUACGGGACCUGAAGGAGAGCAGGAGCCAGGAGUGUCAUCACCCAGCAUUCCCUCUGAUGCGCCGUGGAGCACCGUGGACCUGCAGGAGAUGCGGGCGUCUGUGGCCACCGUCCCCAUACAGAUGCAGAACAGCACCAGCAGUGUCCUGCAGGAGGAGACGCCGCCCUGGGCCUGGGUCACCGCCGGAGGAUGUGACAUCACUUCCUGCGCAGGCCUCCAGUGCUUUCAGAGCACAGACGCAGAGCCGCUCUCUCCAUCCAUCACUCCUGCACUCAGAGCUGCAGACACACACACAGGAGCAGCACAGCAGCACAGAGAUGCCUGUGCAGACCAGUGUGUGCGAGUGACGCAGGGCUCUAUGUGCUGGUGGAGGGACUGGACGCCGCAUCAGUGGGAGGAUGUGUGUGUGACGCUGGAGCAGAUCAGCAGUGCUGGAGCUCAAAUUGGAGACAUACUGUACAUCUACUACACACACCAGCAGGAGAAGAAGUAUCUGUAUGCUGUGAUAAAGGAGGUGACGGCGCUGGUUCCUGUGUUCAGGGACUCUCUGUACACUGUGGCGGUGUACACACCUGAGAGAACCAAACAGAGGAAGCCCAUUUUACUGGCAACCCCCUCUCAACAAGACUUCAGCAGCUGGUUGUGUCUGCUGAAUGCGUCGUGUUGUGCAUCCAGAGCUCUGGGGGAUCAUCCGUCUACCCAGGCCCUGUGGGCGGUCACCUGUACAGGGGAUGUUAUGGUUCAUGAGCCCUCGCCCAGUCUGGAGGCUCCGGCACAGUAUUUACCCUGCGAUCAGAUGUUCUGGCGUCAGGUUCCCGCUCAUCUGCUGUGUGUGGAGUCCAACAGUCUGGGUGUGGUGUGGGGCAUCGGGCACGAUCACACAGCCUGGGUCUACACUGGGGGGAGAUCAGCUCAGGUGUCUGGACCUGUGAAGCUGAAUGAGGAGGUCAGUGAUGUGAGGAGUGUGUGCAUCUAUGAGAACCAGCGCUGGAACCCAAUGACAGGAUACACUGACAAAGGUUUGCCCACUGACCGCUACAUGUGGAGCGACGCGUCCGGCUUUAGAGAGAGCACUAAAGAAAACACCAGACCUCCAUCACCGCAGUGGACAUGGGUUUCUGAUUGGACGGUGGACUACAGUAUCCCAGGAGGGACAGAUAAAGAGGGAUGGCAGUACGCUGCAGAUUUCCCGGUGAGCUUUCACGGGUACAAGACGAUGAAGGACUUUGUGCGGCGGAGGCGUUGGGCAAGGAGGUGUGAGCUCAGCCUGACAGGGCCUUGGAUGAAGGUUCCUCCGAUCGCUCUGACCGAUGUGACCGUCCUGCCAUGUCUAUCCCAGUGCCGGCUGGAGCAGGUGCCCGUCUGGGCUCUCAGUGAGAAGGGGGAUGUGCUGUGCCGUCUGGGGGUCACUCCUGAAAACCCCGCUGGAAGUUCGUGGCUUCAUGUGGGAACCGAUCAGCCAUUUAAGUCCAUCAGCAUUGGAGGAGGUCAUCAGGUGUGGGCCAUCGCCCGGGACGGGGCCGUCUUCUACCGGGGCUCCGUUUCAGCCAAUAAUCCAGCAGGCGAGUGCUGGUACCACAUCCCCUCUCCGCCGCGGCAGACCCUCAAGCAGGUGUCAGUGGGCAGAACAUCUGUUUACGCUGUGGAUGAAAGCGGUAAUCUGUGGUUCAGACAGGGUUUGACACCCAGCUAUCCUCAGGGCUCAGCAUGGGAGCUCAUCUCCAAUAAUGUGUGUAAGGUGUCUGUCGGACCGCUGGACCAGGUCUGGAUAAUUGCUGAUAAGGUGUCAGGUUAUCCAGCAGAGAGCUCAGGAACGGUCUGCCACAGAUUGGGAGUGAAGCCCAUGCAACCCAAAGGCCUGAGCUGGGACUACGGCAUCGGGGGUGGAUGGGCACACGUGUGUGUGAGAGGGAACUCAGUGGAGCUCCAGCGGGCGACUCCUCGCAGCCCGAUGCCCAGAUCCAGAGCUGAGAUUCAGGUGAACGGCAAUGCUGUGGGCUGCUAGACCCGUGCACACCUUCAUCAUCAUCUUCAGCAUGCUCCAAUGCACGUCAAAGUUUGCACUUGUUGGGAAAAACUAGGCAUGGGAUGGUAACCGGUUUCAAGAUUUACAGCGGUUUGGAAAAGUCAAGGUUUAAAUACCACUAAACUCUUCUGUUACAUGACUCCUGUGGUAUAUACCAGUGGUUUAGGACUACUUUAUUUAUUUAAAGCAACAGCAUCGCUAGCAGAACAGGAGGAUCUACAUCAAAAGCUACUGAUCAGGCCACGAUUCAGUCUCAGAAACAAAUCACUGAUAAACCAACAUCCUGUAGAGCUGAACAGUGAGCGGCUUUACUGUAUAUCCAUGCAUAUUUGUGCAAUAUAUAUAGUGUAUUUAAUAAUACCAAGAAAUUUAGGAAGAACUUCUUUUAGAGCAGUAAUCACUAUACUGCAGGGGUGUCCAAACUCGGUGCUGGAGGGCCGGUGUCAUGCUGAGUUUAGCUCCAACUUGCUUCAACACACCUGCCAGGAAGUUCCUAGUAUAUCUUGAUUAGCUGCUUCAGGUGUGUUUGAUUAGGGCUGGAACUAAACCCUCCAGGAUAGAGUUCGGGGAUCCCUGCUAUACCGUGAUUUUUCAUUCAAGGUGUUCAUUCCAUCAGAGUCUUAUACCGGCCCAUGCCUAGUUGACCCUCGUCCGGUCUCCAUGCUCUUCAACCAAAUGUGACUUUUUGUUUUGUUCCUUUUUCAUUUGCCUGAAAAACAAAUCUUUUGUUUCGCUUCUGUUGUGUUUUCAGUCCGACUGAACUUUGAUUUCUGUCUGCGUGUGAUUUGAAAGCCGGGCUCACACUGUGCCAUUUUCAACAGUCUGUUAGGAUUGUGGCUUGUCAGACUUUGAGCGUUGUCCUCAUGUCACACUGUAAGAGCUCAAUCAAUGACGGCAUCACCACUGAAGCUUAUUCAGAAACUAAUUUCCGGAGGACCACGUGCUUAUGAUUGACCACGGCUGGUUCAUACCGGUCAACAUUGGGAUGUGAAAAUAAGGGAUGCGCACCACGACAUCAACCGACUGUUUUAAGAAUAUCAUAGGGGGGCAACGUGUAAUGGAAAUGAAGGGAAUCCUGCAGAUUUAUAUUUGUUUCAGUGUUUUCAAGCCUAAAUAAAAUGAAAGCACAGAGCAGAUUCACGUCAAGAGGCAUCCCCUGGUGGUUCGGCAGUAUGGGUUGCGUUUAUCUAUCUUAAAUAUGAAAUAAACACAUGAUCAAAAUAAUGGGAAUAAUGUAAACCUGCAUAUUCUGAAACAAGGUUAGGCCAUGAUGGAUUCUGCACAGGGGAGUUGGUUGUUCGAUGCGCCACCUGGUGGAUGUUCUGUGAAGCACAACGCAUUUAUUUCAAUUCCAAGUAGUGAUUGGCAGAAUGCUGCGGCUCACCACACAAUGAAAUAAGGCUGUCCUGAUGGCAGGAUGGAAUUGUGAAGUACGCGAGAAUCCAGGGAAAAAUGGGAGGGUUGACUUGGUAUGGGCUGGUCCCGCAUUAUCUAAUACAUGAUUCACCAAGUCACCAUAAAUAACCAGAGUUUCUCACCUCAGUCAUCUUGAAGAAUCCCCCCUUCCCUCCCCUACUCCUCCACCUUUUUCCUUUAUAGCUCAGUGGUUAGCACUGUUGCCUCACAGCAAGUAUAUCACUGGUUCUAGUCCUUACCAGGCCAGUCAACCUUUCUAUGCAGAGUUUGCAUGUUCUCCCUGUGCUCGUGUGGGUUACCCCCGGGUUCCUCCCACUGUCCAAAGACAUGCGAGUGAAUUAAGACAUUAGUGCAUUGACUAAAUCAAAUUGGCACUAUAGACGAGCUCCUAAUCAGCAGUCUAUCUCUCCAUAGCAAUCCUUAAUUCAUCAUUAGCCUUAAACAAGCACGGGAGUUCUCAAGACCAACCUGAGCUCAAACUCCCCUAUCACCCUGGGAGGGAGCCCAGGACUCGGGAUCUAUUGAGCUCAGGGCUCUCUCUCUCUGGAUGGCACGCCAAACACGCUUUAUAAUCAAUCCUCAGCUAAGUGUGAGCUCUUGAAAAGCAUUCAUUUUUAAAGUAACAAGUUCCCCCUCUGCAUAUCCGAUGCCAAUGUUUUAGUUCUACCGCAGGAGUGCCCAAACUCAGUCCUGGAGGGCCGGUGUCCUGCAGAGUUUAGUUCCAACCUCAAUCAGACACACCUGGGCUAGCUAAUCAAGCUCUCACUAGGCUUUCUAGAAACAUCCUUGCAGGUGUGUUGAGGUAAGAUGGAGCUGAAGUCUGCAGGACACCGGCCCUCCAGGGCUGAGUUUGGACACCCCUGUACUGCUGUACAUCUGAAAUGAUUUCUCUCUCCUGGCAGGGUUUUAUUGUGCUCCUGUUGUUUCGAUGAUAGCUGAAGCAUCUCAAACACUGACAUUAUUUCAUCACUAAACAAAAGACUGAACUGUAAUUAAUCCUCCAAACCAAACAUGCAUGGACACGGAAAGUCAUGACGUGUGUCCAAGUACUCAGAAUCUGUUCAAUCUAUCCGGAUAGCAAAAGAUUAGCAGUGUGUGUACGGCCGUCUUUAUACGACUACACUGUGAGCACCGCACAGUGUGAGCCCGGCUUCACUCACCAGUCACUUUGCGUUACGCACGUCACAUGUACUUGUUUCCGUCAUGUGUUGAAGACUGUUUGAUGUUUGAGCAUAUUAUUUGAGUUUUAUUUCACCUACAUUGCUGUAACGUCCCUACUGUGAUCUUAACAAGCACGUGAUGCUU